Molecule: messenger RNA, 1554 nt
Organism: Naegleria gruberi
Lineage: Eukaryota; Heterolobosea; Eutetramitea; Acrasida; Naegleriidae
Product: phosphoesterase
Exons: 3
Coding region: 1-1515 (504 amino acids)
Molecular function (GO): hydrolase activity, acting on ester bonds
Source: RefSeq, a predicted model, not a curated record
AUGAUGGUUCGUUCAGCCUCGGCAGCAUCACCAACUGUGAUGAAGGCUUGCCUGGCACUUCUUGUUAUUGUUGCAACAAUAACAUCCUUAUCGUGCAUUCAUGGAGCAUCCGCAUCAACAAAGGCUUUAAAGUACACUCAAGUGAAUAAUAUUAUUGUGAUAAUGCUUGAAAAUUGGUCCUAUGAUGGACUGUUUGGAACUUAUUCCAAGGGUAAUGGUAUUGCUAAAGCAUCAAGUGAAGCCAAAACACAAUUAGAUGACAACGACCAAGCCUAUUCAACACUGCCCCAAGUACAAGCAGGUCUUCCACAAAACAUUUCAAAUGGUCCCUUUGAUUUGGCUCAAUAUUUUGGUCUAAAUGCCAAGACAAUGGAUGUUACUCAUGCUUUCUAUACUCAUCAAUAUCAAAUGAAUGGUGGUAAAAUGAAUAAGUAUGUUCCAUACAGUGCUGCUAAAGGUUUAGUCAUGUCAUAUUAUGAUCUUGUUGGACAAGGUCACUAUAUGGCUCAAUUGGCUCAAAAUUACACACUUUUUGAUUAUUGGUUUCAAGGUGCUUUUGGUGGAAGUAUGCUCAAUCACCAAUGGUUAAUUACUCCUGGUUGUCCAUAUUUCCCAAAUCCUCCUUCAUCAAUGGUUAAUAGUAUAAGUGGAACAACUGGUAAAAUUAUUUAUCCAGAAAAGGCAAUUACACCUGAUAAUUAUGUUGUUAACACAGCUUACUCUGUUAACAAACCAUAUCCUGUUACAAUGCCACCACUUGCAAAUUUAGUUCCAUCUCAAAAUACAACAACCAUUGGUGAUUUAUUAACUAGUGCUGGAAUUUCUUGGAAAUGGUAUUCUGGAGGAUAUAAUGAUGCUAUGAAUGGAACUCAAGAUUCAUCUUGGCAAGCUCAUCAUCAACCUUUUGUCUUUUUCAAGAAUUAUGAAGUUGGUACUGAAGGAAGAAAUCAUUUGAAGGAUGAAACUGAUUUAUUCAAUGAUUUGAAGAAUAAUCAAUUACCAUCUGUUUCUUUCUACAAACCAUUGGGAAAGGACAAUAUGCAUCCAGGUUAUUCUACUGUUGGAGGUAGUUCUGAAGAAAAAUUGAAACAAGUUAUUGAGGCUGUUCAGGCCAGUAAAUAUUGGAAUAAUUCUAUGAUUUUCAUUACAUUUGAUGAAUAUGGUGGAAGAUGGGAUCACGUAGCUCCACCUAAAGUUGAUAAAUGGGGACCAGGUUCUAGAAUUCCAACCAUUGCAGUUUCACCACUCGUUAAGAAAGCCAAUGUUAAUUCAGUUUAUCAUGAUACUACUUCAAUUAUGAAAUUCAUUCAAGAUAGAUUUGGAUUACCAAGUAUCUCAACAAGAGAUGCUGCUCAAAAUCCAUUAGAUGAUAUUUUCCAACCAAUUGUUCAACCAAGUGUUGUUACAAGUUCAGCUAUUUUCCAACCAAGUGUUAUUACAAGUUCAGCUUCAACUUUGAGCAUUCUUACAUUCACUGCUUUAAUUUCUUUCCUUUUUGCUUUCAUUACUUUCUAGAAAUCAUGUUUGAAUCAAAAUAAAUAAUACAUCUUUCUG